AUAAUUGUCUUUCCUUUUUAAAUAUUUAAUUUGUAGCGUUAAUUAAAGACCUGAAAACGUCCUGAGGUCGCAAAAUUUUUAGUGUAUAGUUGCGAAUUUGUGUGCUGCGCUGUUUAAUCUUUCCUAAAAAAAGUGCAGAUUAACCAAAUACCAUCUACAGCGCUACCUGCAUACAUAUACAUACAUAGAUAUAUAUAUAUAUAUAUAUACUAUACAUAUAUACAACGUAUGUGCUUGCACAUACAGAUGUGCGCAUGUUGUUAGUGUUAGUCAGUUUCUGUGUUGAUAUAUAUUUAAAUAAUGAGCCAUCAUACUGGUCGGGAGUUGAACGGACCCAAUAGUGAAAAUUAUGGACGUACUCAGAAACAUACAUAUACACGGGCCGAUUUGCUUGCGAUGCGAUACGACGACUGCUCUCGCCAGCGUCCCAAUUGUUCAAACCGAACGGAAUUGCAAAAAUUGAAUUUUUGGAAAAUAAACGUCAUUCCGCAAAAUUGGGUACCCAGCAACAAUGAGAAUAAAAAUUGUGCAACAACCGAAACGGAUAAUUCGAGCCUGGCCAAUUCGAAUGGGUUGGCAAGUUCUCGACGUUCCGUACGAAAUCGCGAACGUGCCAACAACUACUAUCAACGUUUUGUUUCUGGCUACAGUGAAGAGCCGACGAUGCAAACAAGUUUGGCAUCGACAACAAGCAACAACAACACUAGCAGCAACAGCACCCUGAACACCCCAUAUAAAUCGUCCAAUAUUGAUCAUCGGAGUAUGUCUUCAUCGCAUUUAAUGCCAGCGUUCGCCAAGCGUCGUUUUGCAGCAACAUCAGGUGUUUCAGCUGAGGCCAAUGAGCUACAAAAUGAAAAAUCCGACACUUUGUCUAAUUGUGAAGAUGAUGGCCCGAACUCUGGCGGCAGUGUUGCAAAGGAACGUAAUGGAAGCGUAACUCCAGCAAAUUCGGAACAACAGCAACAAUUAAAGAGUCAUGUUCGCCCUCCUGGUAGUUCAUUGGUUUCACUUUCACCCAUUCGAAAGGGUGCUGGUUCAUCGGAAUGGGAACGUUCGGAUAAGCGCGUUUCAAAUCAACAAGACUACGAACAAUCUUCGGCCCCGUCGCCCACAUUCUCAGCCACGCGUCAUGGUAAUCUCAAUAUGCCAGAGCGACGCAUAGGUAGUGGUAGGCUUUUGCCGCGCGAUGCUAAUUGGGAGUAUAAAAAUCAGGACGCAGAGUCCUCCUCCAUACAGGAAAAAGAAAGGGGGGCUCAGCAUGGAAAUAGUGUGCAUCAGCGACAACGCACCUUCAGUGGUAGACACAUGGAGCGGUCCAAUGACAACAUGACGGAUCGCCGCGUCAGUGAGGGACGUCGUCCAGUAGAUGGCCGAGAACAAUAUGAAAAUAAAAGGACUGUACAAGGCCAGCGUCGAACCCAAAGCAAGGAUAAAUUCAAUUUUGGGGAUGGUGGUGGCAACCAGGGACGAGGAAAGCGUUCCAACAACUAUCAUAUGCACGAUCGUCACGAAGAGCCAGAGUGGUUCAGCGCUGGGCCCACUUCGCAGUUGGAAACUAUCGACUUACAUGGCUUUGAUGACCUAGAAAGUACUGACGAACGUGGCGAACUUGAGAAUACCGUAAAUUCGGAAAGCAAAACAAUUUCGCAGAAAGAAAAUCAAGCAACUGAAGUUCCGGCAACGGCGUCACGAAGCAGCAGCACUGAAAAUGUAUCUGAUCAACAAGUUCAGGGCAACUUGGCAUUUAAGCCCACAAGUGACAAAGACGAGUGUGAUAAAAAUGCGAUGACUAAUUUUGGGUCAAAUAAGCCGACUAACAGCUUAAAUCCUGCCGCCAAUUCGGAGGUUGAAUUCAACUUUGACGCAUUCCUCAACUUGGACCCAAUGGAUCAUAAUCUUAUGGGCAACGAUAAUGAGCUGCAAGGUGAGAUGGGAGGAACAUCGCGUUUUAGUCGUUGGUUUGACAACAAAGUUAAUCCGAAUAAUGCCGAUGCAUUGCCUGCGAGCGAUUCGAACGUACUAAAUGCUCACUCUAUUCCUAGCGUAAAAGAUUUGGAGGCACAAAUGACUAAAGUAGAUCUACGGCCUGAAAGCGCAAUGGGCUAUAACAAUCCAAUGGCAGACGUUCAGGUGCAUCACAAGGAACAUGCGGAGAAACCAGUUCCACGAGACACUGAGGGUUUCAAAAAACUCUUACAGCAGUUGCGCACCCAGAACCAACCCCUUCAACCUCCAACUGUAUUAUACCAGUUGACUAUAAAUACAUCAGCAUUGCCGAAAUUCCAUCCAAAUCGCGCCCAUAUGAUUGAACCCCAACAUAAUUUGUGCCCGAUAAACGAAGCUCUUCUAAAAGACGAUGAUUUACAAAAGAAAUCAUAUCAACAAAUGCAGCAACAACAACAGCAGCAGCUGCAGCACCAACAACAGCAGCAGCAGCAACAACAACAGCAAAUGAAACAAAACGAGCGUAUGCAACAACGGAAUAUGGAUUUUGUUGCCCAGGGCCCAUCACCCAUUCCCCACCCACAAUUUCAUCUGAUCCCAAAUGCAAUGGCCCAUAACGUGCACGAGCCCACUGCAUCUAAUCUCCAAGUAAUUCAAAACCAGAAACGAAUUGAAAUUCAAAAUUUGAUUCAAAAUAUUGCUCGUGGCGAGGUUCCUAUUGAGUUUUUGGAACAAGAGAUUCAUAAUCCGAAUACUUCGGCGCAUGUGAAGGAAAUAAUUGGACAUGCUCUACGUGAAUGUGGUAGAAAUUCUGUUCAGCAAAAACUAACAUAUCAGAAGUCACUAAACGAUCUGGGUCAUCAUAAUUUGGUGGCAAAUCAAGCGGCAUUUCAACAGCAGAAUGUGUGUCCAAAUGUGCCCGAAGAAAUGCCGCCACCAAAUGCUCCGUGCCAAGGCUUAAGUCAGCAGCUCCGUCAUACAAAUUCGCCGACGCCCUUGGCCUUUACACCCACUGCGGUGCUACGCAAAAUGACAGCUGAUAAAGAUGCUGCAACACCCUCGCACGCCAAUAAUGCCAACAAUCCGCAGUAUCAUUAUCAGUUUGGUGCCCAACAGAAUAAACUUAUUGCUUCACAUAAUAUGGCGAAUGCAGCGCAGCCAACACCAGCACUGAACAUGCAACCACGCAUGAUUUUGGGUGGCAACUAUGCCAUGCAACAACAGCAACAACAACAGCAGCAACAUCCGUUCAAUGCCAACAGCCCUCAGAUUUCACCAAAAUUGUUGCCACAAAUGGCACAAGCACGCAACCAGGCAAUGAAAUGGCCAGCAAAUGUUAAUGCACAUGCAGCACCACCAAAAUCAUUGGGUCGUCCCAUACUCAAAGGACCUGUUACUUCUGUUUCGCAACAAAUGCCCCUAGCAUUUGCAUCCAAGUUGGAUAUGCAGCAAAUGCAUCAGCAAAGACUCAAAGCUACACAAGGAACAGAACAACGAAAUGAGCACCUACAUGCUGCACCACCCCCGCAUCCACAGAACUUUGGCUUUGCGGACGGUGUACCCCAAUUGCAACAGCAACAACAACAUCAGCAUUUCUUGCAGCAACAGCAGCAACAGCAGCAGCAGCAGCGCCAACAGGCUAGGCAUAUAAUGCUGCAAGUACACAUUGGCGAUAAUCGUCAACAAGCGAAUCUACCCAUGAAAUCUACGACUCCGGGUGUCCCCGACAGCACUGAUGCUGGAAACUUGAGUAAGAACAAUAAUCUUGGUCCGCUCAACUAUCUUCGCGAGGAUCGUUUGUCGCCCACAACGAACCAGUUGUCGCAAUGGUUAGGGCCCGAUCUGCUCGCCAGGGCAACUGCUGGCAAAUUGCCGCAUUUAAAUAUAAAUCAAGCGCUUAGCUUGGAAGAAUUUGAGCGUAGUAUCCAACAUUCCUCAGCCGCUGUGCACAACUAAAACAA
Scaptodrosophila lebanonensis is the source of this 3905-nucleotide messenger RNA. Its product is annotated as alpha-protein kinase 1. Gene Ontology annotation, cellular component: cytoplasm; nucleus. The record is from RefSeq and is a predicted model, not a curated record. The coding region runs from base 301 to 3900 and encodes 1199 amino acids. Gene Ontology annotation, molecular function: mRNA binding. The transcript is spliced from 8 exons. NCBI's taxonomy places the organism in Eukaryota, Metazoa, Arthropoda, Insecta, Diptera, Drosophilidae. Gene Ontology annotation, biological process: negative regulation of translation.